CGGCGACCAGCUUAUCGACCCAAUUGAACCGCCAAAGCCUCUGCCGCCGUCAAUAAACACGUUGGCAAGCAUGUCGGCCUUUCCGACCGCAGUGCGGUCAACGCAGAAGCUCGCCCAGAGCGUAAUUCGACGACAGCCGCUCUCAGACGUUGCCAUCACGCGAACCGGAAAGCCAAUCAUCCGAACCCAAGGUGGAAGGUCAUCGAUUGGAGGCCACACUGCUACUGUCUUCGGUGCAACCGGCCAGGUGGGACGCUAUAUUGUCAACAGACUAGCCCGGCAAGGAUGUACUGUCGUGGUCCCUUACAGGGAGGAGAUGGCCAAGCGCCAUCUCAAGCUUACUGGUGAUCUUGGGCGUGUGAUCUUCAUGGAGUACGACCUCCGCAACACUGCUUCGAUCGAGGAGAGCGUGAGGCAUUCGGAUGUCGUCUACAACCUUGUUGGGAGGAAUUACCCCACCAAGAACUUUUCUCUCGAAGACGUUCACGUCGAGGGCGCAGAGAGGAUUGCCGAAGCUGUGGCCAAGUACGAUGUUGACAGGUUCAUUCACGUCUCUUCACACAACGCCAACCUUGAUUCACCCUCGGAAUUUUUCAGGACCAAGGCUCGUGGCGAGCAAGUCGUCCGCAGCAUUUUCCCUGAGACGACAAUCGUCCGUCCAGCACCUGUCUUUGGUUUUGAGGACAACCUUCUCCUGAAGCUCGCCAGCGUUGUCAACCUGUUUACCGCGAACCACAUGCAGCAGAAGUUCAACCCCGUCCACUCUAUCGAUGUGGGUGAGGCUCUUGAGAAGAUGCUUUACGAUGACAGCACCGCCGGCCAGACCUUUGAGCUGUAUGGCCCCAAGAACUACUCGAUGUCUGAGAUCGCAGAGCUGGUCGACCGAGAAAUUUUCAAGAAGCGGAGGCACAUCAACGUCCCCAAGGCGGUCCUUAAGCCUGUUGCCGGUCUUCUGAACCGUGUGCUCUGGUGGGACAUCAUGUCCGCCGAUGAGAUCGAGCGCGAGUUCAUCGACCAGGAGAUUGACAGGACAGCAAAGACCUUCAAGGACCUUGGUAUUGAGCCUGGUGACAUUAGCAACUUCACAUACAACUACCUGCAAGGAUUCCGGAGCGGAUCGUUCUACGAUCUGCCUCCUGCUACGGAGAAGGAGAAGAGGGAAGACAAGAAAUACAUUCACGUCACGGACGAGCUGUGAAGGGUGCUGGGAUGAGAGAUAUUUCAGCACAGGUAUCCUGGCGCAUCCUAGAGUGUACAUAUACAUAAAAUUAGCUAACCAACCAGGUGAUCUUUCUUUUUUUUUUUUGACACAA
Molecule: messenger RNA, 1313 nt
Organism: Pyricularia grisea
Lineage: Eukaryota; Fungi; Ascomycota; Sordariomycetes; Magnaporthales; Pyriculariaceae
Exons: 9
Coding region: 71-1198 (375 amino acids)
Cellular component (GO): mitochondrion
Molecular function (GO): protein-containing complex binding
Source: RefSeq, a predicted model, not a curated record